AUGUACUCCAUUACUCUACAAAGACUGACGACCCCAUGGACCAGCAGAACACCGAGAGGCCAGGACCAGCAGAACAGCAAGAGGCCAGGACCAGCAGAACACAGAGAGGCCAGGACCAGCAGAACUCCGAGAGGCCAGGACAAGCAGAACACCGAGAGUCCAGAACCAGCAGAAUACAGAGAGGCCAGGACCAGCAGAACACCGAGAGCCCAGGACCAGCAGAACACCGAGAGUCCAGAACCAGCAGAAUACAGAGAGGCCAGGACCAGCAGAACACAGAGAGGCCAGGACCAGCAGAACACCGAGAGGCCAGGACCAGCAGAACACCGAGAGGCCAGGACGGGCAGAACACAGAGAGGCCAGGACCAGCAGAACACAGAGAGGCCAGGACCAGCAGAACACCGAGAGGCCAGGACCAGCAGAACACAGAGAGGCCAGGACCAGCAGAACACCGAGAGGCCAGGACCAGCAGAACACAGAGAGGCCAGGACCAGCAGAACACAGAGAGGCCAGGACCAGCAGAACACCGAGAGGCCAGGACCAGCAGAACACCGAGAGCCCAGGACCAGCAGAACACAGAGAGGCCAGGACCAGCAGAACACCGAGAGGCCAGGACCAGCAGAACACCGAGAGCCCAGGACCAGCAGAACACAGAGAGCCCAGGACCAGCAGAACACAGAGAGACCAGGACCAGCAGAACACCGAGAGCCCAGGAUUUGGACCUGUCUCUGA
Molecule: messenger RNA, 732 nt
Organism: Knipowitschia caucasica
Lineage: Eukaryota; Metazoa; Chordata; Actinopteri; Gobiiformes; Gobiidae
Source: the annotation of a GenBank genome assembly